CCCCUCCGUCGAACAAGUCGACAGCCUCGAGAUAUUACUUUCAAGCCGCUAAAAUGGGCGUCGGGCGUCGCAUGAAGAAGCAGGGUCCCCCUGCACCCUUGUCAGAGGCACAUUUCGACAAACUGAAGCGCAAGAAGGGUAUCCCAGUCGACGAUACCCCCGCAGAGGCACCCUCGUACAAGAAGCGAAGAACUUCCAAGAAGUCGGAACAAUCGCCCAAGGGCGACGGCAGGGCCAAUACGAAGGGCGCAACCUCAAAGCCGGCUAGGAAGCAGGCCGGUAGCGAGAAGAGCGCUCCGGGUGCCCCGAAAGAUGGAAAGAGAGUUGGGAAUUCCAAGGCUAAGAAGACGCCCCUUCCCGAGUCUGAUGAGGAGAUGGACGACGAGUUUGGCGCAUCGGACUUGGAGGAUGAGGCCGAUGAGAGUGAACUGAACGGGGAAAAGCUGGGAGACGACUUCCUCGGCUCGGACGACUCGGUUUACGACUCGGAUCAAGAACAGGGACAUAGGAAGGAGACCUUCGUCUUCUCCGACGACGAGGACGACGACGAGGACAGAGAAGAGAAGUUGACAGUUGCCAACAUCGAAGGUCUCUCGAGGAAACUGGAUAAACAGUUGGAAGAAGAAGCGGCAGAGAACGAGGCAGAGCUCCGUGAGGAAGCUCUCCAAACCAACAUCGACGGCGACAAGCCGCAGGUGCUGGGCGGUGACGACGAUGACGACGAGCUCUCGUCCAAGGCGAAGACUCUGCUAGCCCCUGACCUCCAGAUGCUGCGGACCAGGAUAACAGAGACGAUCCGCGUGCUCGAAGACUUCUCAAACCUGGCGGAGGAAGGCCGGAGCAGGGUCGAGUACACCAGCCAGCUCCUGAAGGACUUCUGCAGCUACUACGGUUACAGUGAAUUCUUGGCAGAGAAGCUUAUGAAUCUCUUCUCGGUCAAAGAGGCAUUCGCCUUUUUCGAGGCUAACGAGUCUGCCCGUCCCGUCGUCAUCCGCACGAAUACCCUCCGGACACAUCGUCGUGACCUUGCGCAGGCACUCAUCAACCGCGGCGUCACGCUGGAACCGGUAGGCAAAUGGUCGAAAGUCGGCCUGCAGAUCUUCGAUUCCAACGUUCCUUUGGGUGCCACCCCCGAGUAUUUGGCGGGCCACUACAUCCUGCAAGCCGCGUCGUCCUUCCUGCCCGUCAUGGCGCUGUGCCCACAGGAGAACGAGCGUGUUCUCGAUAUGGCUGCUGCUCCGGGAGGCAAGACGACGCAUAUGGCGGCGCUCAUGAAGAACACGGGCGUCAUCUUCGCCAACGACGCGAACAAGGCGCGUUCCAAGGGUCUGAUAGGCAAUAUUCACAGACUCGGCGCUGCGAACACAAUCGUGUGCAACUACGACGCCCGCGAGUUCCCUGGAGUGAUGGGCGGUUUCGACAGGGUGCUGCUGGACGCGCCGUGCUCAGGCACCGGAGUUAUUGCCAAGGACCCUUCCGUCAAGACCAACAAAGACGAGAAGGACUUCAUGGUAUUGCCGCAUACGCAGAAGCAGUUGCUUCUGGCAGCCAUCGACUCGGUUAAUCACGCCAGCAAGACGGGCGGCUAUGUCGUCUAUUCGACGUGUAGCGUCACUGUUGAGGAGAAUGAGCAAGUCGUUGCCUACGCCCUCAGCCGUCGUCCUAAUGUCAAACUUGUCGAGACCGGUCUGCCCUUCGGCAAGGAAGGGUUCACAAGUUACAUGGGCAAAGAGUUCCCCCCAAGCCUCAAGUUGACGCGCCGCUACUACCCCCACACGUACAACAUGGACGGCUUCUACGUGGCCAAGUUCCAGAAGCUCCGCGCCACGCCGGCCAACGCCGUCAAGGUGAACAGCGCCGCGGACAAGAAGAGCAACGGCGUCAAGAGGGCUGGCGGCGGCUCCGCCGGCGCCGGCGAUAGAGACGAGGACGAGGACGAGAUCGUGGACAGGACGCCGAUCGCUGCGGACGACGAGGAGGGCGGGGAGGAGGACGGGUUUGGCGGGUUCGACGAUGAUGAGGAUCGCGAAUACAUGGAUCGCGCUAGGCGCAAUGCUAUGCGGCGGAGAGGUCUGGAUCCCAAGGCGCUCAAUCAGAAGGGGGCCAAGAAGGGGAAGGAGACGAAGGAAUAGAGAUUUCCUGGUGAGACAGGGAGCGAGCGCCAUACAUGCCAGAUGAGGUUAGAUUCGAGGGUGUCUAGUAUAGGGGGUUGUCGAGGGUAGGGCCCAGGGCAAAAGCAUGGAAGUGGGGACGAGGGGAGUAUUCCAGCCGUCUCUGAGCUGUCUAGUUUGGAGUCUAGGGAAAAGAAAAUAGAAAUCACGGGCUUCACUACGUGGUAAACCAAGUGACACUUUUCGAGCCGUGGGCUAGUCUGGUCGUUUUCCUUGAAAACCAAGACCAAUUA
Messenger RNA from Phialemonium atrogriseum, 2404 nucleotides. RefSeq names its product NOL1/NOP2/sun family-domain-containing protein. Lineage: Eukaryota; Fungi; Ascomycota; Sordariomycetes; Cephalothecales; Cephalothecaceae. Gene Ontology annotation, cellular component: nucleolus. The coding region runs from base 54 to 2132 and encodes 692 amino acids. Gene Ontology annotation, biological process: rRNA base methylation; maturation of LSU-rRNA. Gene Ontology annotation, molecular function: rRNA (cytosine-C5-)-methyltransferase activity; RNA binding. The record is from RefSeq and is a predicted model, not a curated record. The transcript has 11 exons.